UGUUUGUUUCCCAGGAGAAACUGGGUCGACGGUAGAAUUCUCGUUUCACUUUUAUGGUUGGAUUAGCAUCAUAACAAAGCGUUGAUGGAGAGAAGAGGAACAAAUGAUGUUGUUCUCCAGAUUUCAAGCCCUGAAAAUUCUACUUCAAUGGCAGAAGCUGCUGGCUCUUACACUUCGCACAGGAAUCUCGAGAGUCUCGCCAGGGUCCGAGUUUCAACAACUACUCCAAUUUCAUCUCCCGCUAGAGAGAUAGCAAAUAUGAGUCCAACUCUAAAUAAGCCUCCCAAAAUCCCCAUUGAUAACAGGCUUACUCCAAUAAAAUCCCUUGCAAGAUCAGCCUUUUCGAAGCCGAAAUCAAGAUUUGUGGAGCCAUCGUAUCUAAAAGAUGCUAAAAUGGUGGAAGAAAACAAUACCCAGAUCUUGAAUCCAAGCUUAUCACCUUAUAGGAACUCCCCUGCAGCAGCUUCACCAAACAACAAAGCUAAUAAAUCAGCUCCCAUUACUCCAAAAACGCCUUUGAUCUCACCAGGGCUAGAGGAGGAAGACGAAGAGGAGGUUUACAAGACGGCUGAUCUUAAAGUCAGUCAAAAACCAAGUAAAAAAUGGAAGAUUUUGCUUUGGGUUGAGCUUCUUGUGUUUAUCUGCAUCAUGGGGCUUCUUGUUGCUAGUUUGACAUUGGACAAGCUUGAAGAAACUAAGAUUUGGAGCCUGGAAUUGUGGAAAUGGUGUGUGUUGGUUUUGGUCAUUUUCUGUGGCAGAUUGUUUACUGAAUGGAUGAUGAACAUUGUUGUAUUUUUGAUUGAAAAGAACUAUUUGCUUAAGAAGAAAGUUCUGUAUUUUGUUUUUGGAUUGAAAGGCAGUGUCAGGCUAUUCGUCUGGUUGGGUCUGGUCCUUUUGACUUGGGGUUUGUUGUUUAACCGUGGGGUUAAGAGAUCAAAGAAGGCCAAUAGGGUUCUAAAUUAUAUCACCAGGGCCCUUGCUUCAUGUCUCAUUGGAUCAGCUAUCUGGCUGGCCAAGACCCUUUUUGUUAAGCUUUUGGCAUCUUCUUUCCAAUGCACCAGAUUCUUCGAUCGGAUUCAAGAAUCGAUUUUUCAUCAGUACAUUCUCCGAGUUCUCUCGGGACCUCCGGUCAUGGAGAUGGCCGAGAACGUCGGGAGAAGCACGAGCGUUGGCCAGUUGAGUUUCACGAAUUUGGUGAAGGACAAAGGAGGGGAGAAGCAAGAGGUGAUUGAUGUGGAUAGGCUUAAGAAGAUGAAGCAAGAGAAAGUGUCUGCUUGGACCAUGAAAGGAUUAAUCAAUGUGAUAAGUGGUUCGGGGCUGUCCACCAUUGCUAAUUACAUCGAAGAUGUUGACGAUGAAGAGAACGAGCACGUGGAUGAGGAAAUAACGAGCGAGUGGGAAGCAAAGGCCGCCGCUUAUCGGAUAUUCAAGAAUGUAGCAAAGCCUGGUAACAAGUACAUCGAAGACGACGAUCUCUUGCGCUUCAUGAAAAGGGAGGAAGUCGACAAUGUGCUUCCGUUGUUCGAAGGUGCUGUAGAAUCCGGAAAGAUCAAGAGAUCAACUUUCAAGAGUUGGCUGGUGAAUGUUUACUUAGAACGCAAGUCAUUGGCACAUUCCUUAAAUGACACCAAGACAGCAAUAGAGGAGCUUAACAAGCUCAUCUCGGUGGUGGUGCUCGUCGUGACGAUCGUCGUGUGGUUACUCAUGAUGGGAUUCUUAUCGACCCAAGUACUCGUUUUCAUUUCAUCUCAGCUCUUACUCGCCGCAUUCAUGUUCGGUAACACUGCAAAGACCGUAUUCGAAGCCAUCAUAUUUGUAUUUGUGAUGCACCCUUUCGACGUCGGCGACCGUUGUGUCAUUGAUGGAGUACAAAUGGUCGUCGAGGAGAUGAACAUCCUGACGACGGUAUUUCUGAGGUACGAUAACGAGAAAAUAUUCUAUCCAAAUUCGGUUCUGGCGACCAAACCGAUCAGCAACUUUUACAGGAGCCCGGACAUGAGUGAUUCCGUAGAGUUCACAGUCGAUGUUUCAACAUCGAUAGAGCAAAUAGGAGAGCUAAAAGCUAAAAUAAAAGAGUACCUGGAGAGUAAGCCCCAGCAUUGGCGACCUGGACAUAGUGUGCAAGUGAAGGACAUUGAGAAUGUGAAUAAGAUGAAAAUGGCUCUUUAUAUGACUCACACCAUUAACUUUCAGAACUACGGCGACAAGAGCAGCCGGAGAUCGGAGCUGGUGUUGGAACUGAAGAGAAUUUUCGAAGCUUUGAGUAUUAAAUACCAUCUUCUGCCUCAAGAAGUUCAAGUCACCUAUGUUGGUUCAGCUGCUUAUGCACUUCAUCAACCUGCUAGAUGACGGUCUCGUUUCUCUUCAUUCUAAUUUGCAUUC
Hibiscus syriacus is the source of this 2382-nucleotide messenger RNA. RefSeq names its product mechanosensitive ion channel protein 10-like. Gene Ontology annotation, biological process: detection of mechanical stimulus; monoatomic anion transport; transmembrane transport. Lineage: Eukaryota; Viridiplantae; Streptophyta; Magnoliopsida; Malvales; Malvaceae. The transcript is spliced from 3 exons. Gene Ontology annotation, molecular function: mechanosensitive monoatomic ion channel activity. The record is from RefSeq and is a predicted model, not a curated record. The coding region runs from base 85 to 2349 and encodes 754 amino acids. Gene Ontology annotation, cellular component: plasma membrane.